AUGGUUGAUUCGGCACCGAAUGCUUCGAUGGGACAGUGGAGUUCACAGUCUUCAAUGCAGUCGCAUUAUGAGGCGAUCAGUAGAUUGGUCGAACUAAAGAUACUCAUCAAACAGAAUGAACAGAUAGUUCAUCUAAACAGACGAUUCCAAGAUAACAUCAGACGUUCAAUGGCCGACAUGAAGAAUGUUGUAUUGAAUGCAAGCAAGUCUACCGAUGCAAAGACAAACAUGUCUGUUGAGGAUCUUGACAAAUACUCAAAGGAGCAAUGGGAGAAGGUGCUGUACUUCCUGUCAGAAGACAAUAGCUCCGCCACAACAGACCUGAUAUCUGAGUUACUAGUGUCCUCCAACUUGACUAAAGUUGUCAAUGGAGAGAUAUCAAUCACAAGCGAGGGAUUCAAGUUCCUGCUCAAAGACGUCUACACUCAGAUAUGGACGCUAAUCAUUGUAUAUUUAGACACACUCAAUUCAAGAGGAAAGUCGAGGAAAGAGGCAUUGACAUUCCUAUUCAAACUCAGUUUCCUGACAUUGGGCAAGGGAUACCAUGUUGGUGAACUGACUAAAGAUCAAAUCAACCUGUUGAUGGACCUGAAGCAGUUUGGUUUGGUCUUCAUCAGAUCAGAGCGAUCAGAUAUAUUCUAUCCGACAAGAUUGGUUAUAUCACUGACAACUGGAAAGACUGUAACGGUGAUGAAUGAUGUAUCACAACAAGAGUUGACAAUCAGUCAGAAGGAGAUGGGUUACAUCAUUCUAGAGACGAACUUUAGAGUGUACGCCUAUACCACCUCAUCACUUCAAAUCUCACUGCUCAGUCUCUUUGUAAAGAUGCUCUAUCGUCUGCCCAACCUAUCAGUUGGUAUCCUAACACGUGAGAGUAUACGUACUGCACUCCUACAUGGUAUCACUGCUGAUCAGAUCAUCGAGUUCAUCAGACAGAAUGGACAUCCAAACAUGUUGAAGAAUGGAUAUCCAGAGAUUGUGUUUGAACAGAUCAAGAUAUGGGAGGACGAGAGAAACAGAAUAUCAUAUCGCAAGGCUGUGAUGUUUGAUUCAUUCCCAACAUUGGAGUCAUUCAAUCAUACACUGAACUAUGCUCGAGACAACAACUACUUCAUGUGGUCCAAUCACGAGAGCCGCAUGUUGGUGGCCAGCGACGAUGGAUUGGACAACAUCAAGAACUUCAUUCGACAGAACUUUGCUUAA
Molecule: messenger RNA, 1203 nt
Organism: Acytostelium subglobosum LB1
Lineage: Eukaryota; Evosea; Eumycetozoa; Acytosteliales; Acytosteliaceae
Exons: 5
Coding region: 1-1203 (400 amino acids)
Biological process (GO): nucleotide-excision repair
Cellular component (GO): transcription factor TFIIH core complex; transcription factor TFIIH holo complex
Molecular function (GO): ATPase activator activity; double-stranded DNA binding
Source: RefSeq, a predicted model, not a curated record